CAAACGGAAAGCAGACUUUAAAAUAUGAAAGAGGGCUGAUGCGUCAUUUGUCUUACGGGAUUUGUAGGCCUAAUUUAGAAAUAAAUAAUAUGACGUGAUUAAUUUGAGCAAACGUGGAACUGUAGAAAGAUAAUAAAGACAACAGUAUAUACAGACAGUUACAAUACUGCGAUAUUUUUGAAGAGCCUUAAUGCUUCAAGGGUGGCAAAUCUGACAAAAAGAACUAGCCAUGGAUAGACCUUCGAAUGAACAGUUACAUGAUGGAGUUUUAUCACCCGCUAAACCAGUAUGUAUUGAACGUAACUCCGAUUCCGAACUCCACGAUUAUGGCAAAAGUUUGGCUCAUGCCAAAACGGAAGACGGACUUCCGGAAAUUGUUGAUCCAAGUAGUACAGUUGAGUAUCUCUCAAACAUCGAUAAUAUGGCCAUAGAUCUAUCUGGUCAUCAUCCUGAAAUGAGACCGUCUCUGCGACCGACAAGUUUGUUAUUAGAGGAAGAUGCGAUGGCAGACAUGCCCUCAUUACGUAAAAACAAAACAGCCCUGAGAAAUGCCCGCAAUGCAAAACAUCAAAAUGCGAGUAUAAUGGACUACAUCAAUUUAAGCAUGGUUAGCCCAGUUGUUGGUGAAACUAUGAGUGACUGGGUGAUGGUCCACCCACAGUCACUAACUCGCACUUACAGUAACUCAUCAGAGUUGGAGCGAGGUAAUAAAUGCAAGUGUAAAUAUUUCAAGAACAUUUGGGCAUUUUUCAUCGCAUUAUUAUUCUGUUGUUCACUCAUCGCUCUUAUAUUCUAUACAGAAGGAUACUUAGUUCCUGAAAAGAAGCCUAAUACAAACAGUAACGGGACCUCUUUUGGAAUUAAGCUAUUUGGGCAGAACGCUAGUUUUGACACUCCAAGGAACGAUACAAAUGCCGAGCGUCUGCCCGUGGUAGAAGCGGUAAAUCAUGCUCCAAAAAUAAUAUACCCACCGCCAGCAGGAGUUGCCAUCGCUCUUGGAAUUGCGUUUUUGAUCGCAUUGGCAGUUGCGAUGUCUCAACGUGCGCGGUGCAUAGCGCUUCUGACUCUACCAGGCAUCACGACAUCCCGAGGCAGAGCCAUCAUGUUGACAAUUAUAUUAAGACUUUUACCGACCGGUCCGAUCACAAACACAUUGGAUAAUGCAAAGAAAAUACCAGAAGCGACAUCGUGUCAGGUUAAAAUGUUGAGCCAAGAAGUCAGAUCGAUACAAUCAGCUCUCUUGGAGCGAGUUCAUGGCUACAGUAGGGAAUUCGAAGCAACGGUUAGACAAAUGUUUGCGUUGCAAAUUGAGACGUUAAAGAAAAUCAUCGAUGCUCCAAAACGACUUCUUGGGGACGCUUUCGGUGACAUCGGAAUCGAUGUUAGUGGCAUUAAUGCAAGUGUAAGAAUUCAUAACAUAACGCUAUUCGCACAUGAUUUAGAAGACUAUUCGAAUAAAGUCGAUGCAGAACGUUACUUUGAUCUCCCAAAUGUGACCGGAACCGAAAGUCUCGCCACAAUAGGUAGCAAACUAAACGCAGAGUUUGCCGAUAAGACAUAUUUCAUUCGUAGACUAUUAUCCAUUCUUGGAAGCGUCCUCUCUGUAUCGGUUGUACUUGUGUUGAUCCAGGCAUGCUGCUAUCAUCGUGGUUAUCAACGGCACCUUGAUUAUGACAACAUCUAUGUCACAUCUGCAUUCAAAGAACUGGACACCGAAAGGCGAUUUCAGAUGAAGAAGACACUGCUGCCAUUGCGGAGGAAGGAAAGGGCUCAAUACAUUGACUCGACAUCGUGUUGUCUGUCAGGCCAAGAAAGGGUGUCUGUCCUAUGGGGAUUAAUUGUUAUCCUACCAUUCUUGGCCGGUGCAGUUUUGUUGUGUUUGCUCGAUUUUGUGUUGUAUCGGACAUUAGAAGUGAUACGAGAAGAAGCAAAUGUUACGGUCGUCAUAGAUGGCGGCACUGGAUUUAAAGUCUCUCUCAAUGACACGAGUCCUCGCAUCAGUCAGUUACUGUAUCAAUCGGUCCCACUCUUAUUCAAAAGCAACUCUACAACAUUCGAUUACUUCAUGCAAAUUAAUACCGAACGAUGUCUUCCUGACCCCCUUCCUCCUUUUUAUGAAGACACUACGCGACUCGGGCACUUAAUCGCUAUGUUCGGGGGUAUUUUCAUUCUUACGAUACUUCAGUCCUAUGGAGCAAGACUCCAGCACAAGAUCGCAGCGGCCUACUACCCUGUUCCCUGUUCGAGAACAGCAACGGGUUGUAUACCUGUAUCACAAUAUGAUGACACAACGUGUCACGUUCGCACAACUCUUACUCGGCAAAUUCAUGAACAGAAACCAAUUCAAAGAAGAUGAUAUCGGAUUUCGAAGGUGGCUUGCGGCGAAAAGCCCAUGCCUAAAUCGAGUUAUGAAAGGACUCGGUAUGUUAACAGAUCACUCGUGCGUCAGCUGCAGUUCUAUGAGAAAUAUUCAACAAAUUGGAGAUGAGUGGUGUUGUCGAGUAUGUGUAGGACGGUUGGAUAAAACCAGCAAGUCAAUCAGCAAAUCACUAAGUUUGAAAAGAAGUCCUAAAUAUUCUACAUUGACAAAUGUUCGUAUUCAAAUGUAAAGCAGAACUAUGAAAA
Messenger RNA from Owenia fusiformis, 2625 nucleotides. The record is from the annotation of a GenBank genome assembly. Lineage: Eukaryota; Metazoa; Annelida; Polychaeta; Sabellida; Oweniidae.